Molecule: messenger RNA, 2323 nt
Organism: Panicum virgatum (switchgrass)
Lineage: Eukaryota; Viridiplantae; Streptophyta; Magnoliopsida; Poales; Poaceae
Product: carnosine N-methyltransferase-like
Exons: 17
Coding region: 458-1900 (480 amino acids)
Molecular function (GO): S-adenosylmethionine-dependent methyltransferase activity
Source: RefSeq, a predicted model, not a curated record
ACACCAGUUAAUCCAUCCGAGAAAAAAAGAUAAUCCAUCCGAAAAAAACAGUCCGCCUCGCCGCCGCCGGAGACGAUGAGCGAGCGGCGGUACACCGAGCAGGAGGAGGCCCUCGAGAUCAAGUCCCUCCGCCGCAUCAUCGCCGCCUACGCCAAGAUUGGAAGACAUGUUUAGUUUUUGUCAGCUGUUGGCCUGAUUAGAAUUUUUACCUAUGCAACAUCGGUUUCUGAAUCUCCCCCCCCCCCCUCCCGAAGUGGUCGGUAACACAGGGAAGCUAAUCAACUUUCAGUUUCACUCGGAACAUGGAAUGAUAUUUAUGCAAUAUAACUAGAUGAUAAAAUUCUAGCCCUAACCUUUUAUCAUGAUCAAAGUUUAAAACAUUUGUUUUUAUUAUGUUUGUAAUAGCUAUCAAGAUGCAGCAGAAAGGGAUGUCAAGAGAUACGAGAGAUCAUUCAAAAUGCUUCCUCCUGCGCACAAGGAACUUCUUUUCCACCUUGGUCUGAAGUACCAAAGACUCAGAUGGUGUAUAUCCAUGAAUGGAGCUUUUAUCAUGAACAUGCUUGAGGCAUUUGAACCUCCUUUCGACAUGAGUCAGUAUGUAAAUGCCGGUGGUUAUGACCAUCCACCAAACAUGCAUGACCACAGUCAUGUGGAUUGCACUCAUUCCAGUGGGAGGGGUGAUUGCUCGACAAUUUCUGUCUCCAGAAGCAAUUCGCAAUUGGAUGGGCAGCAUGGUAACCCCAAAGAAGAUGCCAAGACUCAUGAAUCUUCAAGAGAAACUGAAAAUGAAAAGGAUGAAGAAGAACACAUGGCAGGCUGUUCCCAGCCUGUUGGCAGCAACUUGGGAUCAUCCCAAGUUGUAAAUGUAUCAUGUAACGGUGAUACAGAUGCAAGCACAGCUGCUUAUUGUCAAGAUAAAGGUGUCUCUUCAUCUUCUACUGAUGAUAAUGUAACACCACGACAUUGCACAGGUUCAUUGUUCAAGUUGAAUGUUCCUCCAAUAGAUGUUGACAAGGUAAGAUGCAUUGUAAGAAAUAUUGUGAGAGAUUGGGCUGAGGAGGGUCAAAAGGAACGUGAUGAGUGCUACAAGCCCAUUCUUGAGGAGCUUAAUCGUCUUUUUCCUAACAGGAGCAAUGAGAGGCCUCCUUUAUGUCUAGUCCCUGGUGCUGGGCUUGGGAGAUUGGCUCUGGAGAUAUCUUCUCUGGGUUUUGUAAGCCAGGGGAAUGAGUUCUCAUAUUACAUGCUGAUCUGUUCAAGUUUCAUCCUGAACCACACCCAAGAGGCUAAAGAAUGGACUAUAUAUCCUUGGAUACACAGUAACUGCAAUUCUCUUUCAGACAAUGAUCAACUUCGACCUGUUUCAUUUCCUGAUAUUCAUCCCUCAAGUGCAGGUAUCACGGAGGGAUUUUCAAUGUGUGCUGGGGAUUUUGUAGAGGUCUACAGUGAGGAAAGCCAAGAAUCUGCAUGGGAUGCUGUUGUAACUUGCUUCUUCCUGGAUACGGCACACAAUAUUGUUGAAUAUAUUGAGAUCAUAUCAAAAGUUCUCAAGGAUGGUGGGGUCUGGAUAAACUUGGGUCCUCUUCUAUACCACUUUGCUGAUUCAUAUGGACCAGAUGAUGAUAUGUCUAUCGAACUAAGUUUGGAAGAUGUGAAAAAGGUUGCCUAUCAUUAUGGAUUCGUGAUGGAGGUGAGGGUUUAUGCAUUAAAUUUCUAUUUGAUUGAUUAUGAAAAACUGUUAGUGUUCUCGUGGAUUACUUUGAUAUACAAUUUGCAGGUGGAGAAAAUGAUAGAAACUACUUACACUGCAAAUAUGAGAGCAAUGAUGCAGAAUCGAUACCGUGCAGCAUUCUGGACAAUGAGGAAGAAUGCAUCUCAGGCAAAGGCCCAGAAGCGUUGUUGAAGCGAAGAUAAACAUCCAUGCAGUGUGUUCCGUGGUACACAAGCAAAUAGGCUGAACUUGGAUCUGUCCAGUGCGUGUUUAUCCAGGCCGGGGCAACUGGGAUGAUCAGUUCUUGCAAUCGUUUUUUCACCAUUGUAUUCAAACUUUACACAAACCUUACACAAACGGGACCACGACAAAUCUAGAUAGCCAUAUCAGAUUAGCUGCCUGAAUUCACAUAGAAUAUAUAAUUGGCAUCGCAUAGGAAAGUGAUAUAUGUCUCUGCUCGCACUUGUCUAAGUGGCAUAGGAGAAAAGUAUGAGCUAGCUUAGCCUACAAGGUGUCUGUUAAUUGAUUUUGACGGAGAUGCAUUAAUUGCAGAACUGUGACGCUUGACUCGUGAUCUAUAAGCAAUGACUCCAAGGGUGUAUAAUUUGUGAAUUG